GUUGUUGGGGGAAGAGAAGCUUGGGCAGCCGCUGAGCUCUGCCGCUUCUCACCUCUUCUUCACGUUAUUACACAUCAGUAAUAACCCUGUGCACAGUGAAAUAUAACACCCUGAGAACCGGCUCCGUCGCCCUGGAUACCCGUGGCUCUCUCUCCAUCUGCACUCGGUUCAGCGCUAGCCGUUGGAUGAUAAACGGACUGAAUGUGGAUUUAACUGCCGCUUCGCUCCGCAGGCCGCGCCGCCAUUGCUGCUGUUUUUAUAAGCUGAAUUCGUGAAAAUACCGAGGGUCUUUAGGCUUCAUAAUGAAGAAGAAAAUUCGCCAUCACCGGCCUGCGGUGCUGAAGAGAGAUUCCUCUCCCAUCAAGCCGUCGCCAAACCGCGAGACGCUGACAUAUGCAGAGGCGCAGAGAAUUGUAGAGCUGGAGGUGGACGGCCGCGUUCACCGGCUCAGCAUCUACGACAAGAUGGACGUCAUCUCCGACGACGACCCCACGGCGCAGGAGAUCAUGGAGUGCAACAGCAACAAGGAGAACAACGAGAAGCCCCAGCAGGUCCUGGUGCGCUCUGUGCGCCUCAAAAACAACCAGCAGAAGAAGAACGCUGCACUCAUGGCCUCACACGGUAUCACCAGCACACACAGCAGCACCACCGGCCUGUUGGAGGCAAAGGUUAGAACGGUGGAAUACAACCUUCCGGUGGUGCCCAGGAGGCCGUCGGCGUAUUACAAAUACACGGAAAGGACGGCGGAGGAGUUGGACGAGGAGGUGGAGUACGAUAUGGACGAGGAAGACUACGCCUGGUUGGAGCUCUUCAAUGAGAAGAGGAAGAACGAUGGCAUCAGUCAGGUGUCUCACAACCUGUUUGAGUUCCUCAUGGACCGCUUUGAGAAGGAGUCGUACGCAGCUACGCAGGGUCAGAGCGACCUGCAGUCGCUGGUGGACGAAGACGCUGUUUGCUGCAUCUGCAUGGAUGGAGACGGAGCUGACAGUAACGUCAUCCUCUUCUGUGACUCCUGCAACAUCGCCGUGCAUCAGGAGUGCUACGGCGUGCCGUACAUCCCCGAGGGCCAGUGGCUGUGCCGCCACUGCCUGCAGCGUCCGUUGCGGCCUUCUGAGUGUGUCUUCUGCCCCAACAGAGGCGGAGCCAUGAAGAAGACUGACGAUGACCGCUGGGGCCAUGUAGCAUGCGCCCUGUGGGUGCCCGAGGUCGGCUUCUCUGACACUGUUUUCAUCGAGCCCAUCGACGGUGUUCGUAACAUCCCACCGGCGCGCUGGAAGCUCACCUGCUACCUGUGUAAAGAGAAGGGUGCAGGAGCGUGCAUUCAAUGCGACAAAAUCAACUGUUACACCGCCUUCCAUGUCAGCUGCGCCCAGAGGGCCGGCCUCUACAUGAAGAUGGAGCCCGUCAAAGAAGUGACGUCGUCCGGCUCCGCUACCUUCUCUGUGAAAAAGACCGCCUACUGCUGCAGCCACACGCCCGAGGGCUGCGACCGCCGGCCGCUCACCAUCUACGACAAGCCGCAUCCCAAAAAUGGAGCCUGCCACAAGAGGGCCGACAAGAGGGGGAAGUACCGGGGCAAAGGCUGGCAGAAGAAGAAGAGUAAAAGAGGGGAGCCAGAACCAGAGCAUGAGACCCCCACCAACACUGGGCCCAGUAUCACUGCUUCAAGUUUCGACACCAUCCUGAACCAGGUGGCGGUUCAGAGGAAGCGUGUCUUCGUGGAGCGAGUAAUGAGCUACUGGGUGCAGAAGAGGCAGUCGAGGAACAAUGUGCCGCUGAUCCGCCGGCUGCAGGCCAACCCUCAGCCUCCCAAAGUCAAGAAGUUGGUCAGUGCUGCCGACAUAGCGGAGCAUUGUCCUGUUAAUGUCGUUCUACCCGCUCCAAUUAAGUUGGUUUGUCCGCUGCAGAAUCGCAUGGAGACGAAUCAGGCGCUGAAGGAGCAGCUGAAGGAGUGGCACCGCCUCCGCCACGACCUGGAGCGAGCGCGCCUGCUGCUGGAGCUCAUCAGGAAGAGAGAGAAGCUGAAGAGAGAGGAGAUGAAGCUGCAGCAGUCGGCGCUGGAGGUCCAGCUGACCCCCUUCAACAUCCUGCUGCGAGCCGUGCUCAGUCAGCUGCAGGAGAAGGACCAGUACAGCAUCUACGCUCAGCCCGUCAACGUCAAGGAGGUCUCGGACUACCUGGACCACGUGAAGAACCCCAUGGACUUCUCCACCAUGAGGAAACGCAUCGACGCUCACGAGUACGGGAGCCUGGACGACUUCGAGGCCGACUUCAACCUCGUCAUCUCCAACUGCAUGAAGUACAACAGCAAGGACACGUUCUUCCACAAGGCAGCUCAGCGGAUGCAGGACCACGGGGGGGCGAUCCUCCGCAGAGCCCGCAGAGAGGUGGAGAGGAUCGGCUUCGACUUCCCCAGCGGGCUGCAUCUCCCCGAAGCCCCAAAACCAGCGGCGCCAACCCCCUUCUCCUGGGAGGAAGUGGACCGGCUGCUGAGCCCCUCGUACCGCCGGCUGACCCCCCUGGAGGAGCAGCUGAAGGAGCUGCUGGAGAAGCUGGACCUGAGCACGGCCAUGAAGCACAGCCCGUCCCGCAGCAAGAGGCUCAAGCUGCUCAAGAAGACCAUCAUGGAGGUGCGCAGCGAGAUGAGCCUCAAGAACUCCCUCAGAAAGACGACACCAGCGACGGCCCCCAAGCCUGACUCAUCAGAAUCAGAGGAGAAACAACUACCUGAACCCCCGGCAGAGCCUUGCUCGCCCCCCGAGAAAAAGCCUUCCCCUUCGCCCACGUUAGAGCUGUUAGCGUCGCUGUCGCAGUUCCACUCCUCGUCUGGUGACUCGAAACCUCUGGAGUCCGUCAAACCUGGCGUCCCCAUGGAGCUCGACGGCGACACAUCUACCUCAGAGUCCCCCAACAAGCCCAACGGACACGCCCCCGACCCGCCUCUCUCCAACGGCGACAUCCACAUCAGAGCCUCUGGCGCCUGUAACCGACGCAACAACAACGUCUUCUUCCGCAAGUCCAAGAGCGCCAGCCCCCAGAAACCUCACAAAAAUCAGGGGGCGUCCGUCGUGUCGUCGCCGCUCGGUGCCAAAACCUUCCUGUCGGUGGUGAUCCCUCGCCUGGAGACGUUGCUGCUGCCCAAGAAGAGGAGACGCAGCAGCAGCGCCGACGGAGACGAGGAGGACGAGGAGUCGCCGAUAAAACGCCUCGGCACAGGCAUAGUGAACGGUUUUGUGGUGGAGGAAGAAGGGGAAAUCUCUCCGUCUCCACGACUGCUGGAGCCUCGGCGCCGCUGUGCCUCCGAGUCGAGCAUCUCCUCCAGCGGGAGCGUCCUCUGCAGCACCAGCACCGUCAUCGUGCCUAAAAGCGGUAAAGGGCGGUCGCCGGCGGCUCGACGGAGCACGGUGGACGAUAAGAGCACUCUGAUGACCUGCAUCGAGAACGGGGCGUUCCCCAAAGCUGCCAAAGUGUCUCCAGAGGUGUGGAAGCCCCCCCCUGCCUCUCCAUUUGUUCUGGAGCCUCUUAAACUAGUUUGGGCUAAAUGUAGUGGAUAUCCGUCCUACCCCGCCCUGAUCACGGCCCCCAGAGUGCGGCGGACGGGGGGGCAGCGGGGCGCGGCGGAGCUUCCCCCGCCGCCCCCCCCCCAGGACGUUCUCAGAGCCGGAGAGCAGAUGCAGUUCAGGUCCGCAGAGAAACUCUUCCUCGUCCACUUCUUCGACAGCAAGCGCAGCUGGCAAUGGCUUCCUAGAUCCAAGAUGGCUCCCUUUGGGGUCGACCGGACCCUCGACAGAGCCAAGCUGACGGAGGCUCGCUGCUCCAGAGGCCGGAAAGCUGUGCGCCUCGCCUUCGAUCGAGCUGUGACCCACCUGAAUCGUGUCAGCGGACUGAACCCCCCCCCAAAACAAACCCCCCCAUAAAACCUCCCAUCAGCCAUCUCUCCUCUCUCAGCUUUCAUUCUGAACACCUUCACAGCGGACACUCAAGCUUCCGCCUCAUACGCACAGACACAUGUUUACCAUUUCCUGCAAAACUGGAUCAUUUUCAUGUCGUUCAUGUCCCCCCCUCGCCCCCCCCCCUCCGUCUGAACUGUAGCUUGUGACGUCCAUGUUGUUUUGUCAAAGAGCUAUGCAAGGACUCGGUUAGCUGGUGCAAAUAACAAACAAUAAAAAGACUCAAACCUGGGCUGUGAGGACCGAAGAAUCACAGGACGUAACCUGUUGAAUGUGUCAGACUUGACCUCUGACCUCCUUCAAAUGUGCUGCAAGACUGCUGCAACAAUCUCACUGCCGCGCGUGUGUGUGUGUGUGUGUGUGUGUGUGUGUGUGUGUGUGUGUGUGUGUGUGUGUGUGUGUGUGUGUGUGUGUGUGUGUGUGUGUGUGUGUGUGUGUGUG
Gymnodraco acuticeps is the source of this 4391-nucleotide messenger RNA. RefSeq names its product bromodomain-containing protein 1-like. The transcript is spliced from 11 exons. Lineage: Eukaryota; Metazoa; Chordata; Actinopteri; Perciformes; Bathydraconidae. Gene Ontology annotation, molecular function: protein binding. The record is from RefSeq and is a predicted model, not a curated record. Gene Ontology annotation, cellular component: MOZ/MORF histone acetyltransferase complex. The coding region runs from base 303 to 3917 and encodes 1204 amino acids. Gene Ontology annotation, biological process: regulation of transcription by RNA polymerase II.